Molecule: messenger RNA, 4291 nt
Organism: Sciurus carolinensis (gray squirrel)
Lineage: Eukaryota; Metazoa; Chordata; Mammalia; Rodentia; Sciuridae
Gene: Glis2
Product: GLIS family zinc finger 2
Exons: 7
Coding region: 614-2191 (525 amino acids)
Biological process (GO): regulation of transcription by RNA polymerase II; smoothened signaling pathway
Cellular component (GO): nucleus
Molecular function (GO): DNA-binding transcription factor activity, RNA polymerase II-specific; RNA polymerase II cis-regulatory region sequence-specific DNA binding
Source: RefSeq, a predicted model, not a curated record
GCCGCGGGGGGGCCGAGCGGGACGCGCGUCUCGGCGGCGACCGGGCUCCCUCCCUCCUCGCGGUGCCCGCUCCCGCGGCCGCCCGCGCUUCCUCCCCUCCCCCGGCCCAGCCGGCCGCCCCCUCCCCCCGACGCGCACGCCCCGCCUGGCAGCUGGCGCCCCGGGCCUGGGGCCGCGGCGGCGAGAGGGGUUUGCAGCGAGGGCGGGAGCGGGCGAGCCGGCGCGCGAGGGAGGGAGGCCGCCCCCCGCGCCCCUCCUCCUCGCGCUCCUCCGCGGCCGCCGGUCCCUCCUCCCGCCGCUCCCUCCUCCCUCCUCCCUCCCUCUCUAAGACAUCCCCGCACGGCCGGGCCGCCGCGGCCACCUUCCCUGCCCGAGCUGCAGAUGUGGCGGAGCGGCCGGGCGCCGGGCGGCCGUGCCAGGGGAGCCCGCGCCCCGUGAGCCUCCCGCCCCGGCCCCCGCCCGCCCGGCCCUCCCCCGCUCGCCCCCCGCCGCCCCGACCGCCGGAGCCCGCAGCCGGGAGCACGACCGCCCCCGCCGCCGAGGUUCCUGCCUAAAGACCAGCUGGGUGCCCCCUUCUGCCUGCUGUCCCCUCCAACUCCAGCACCCCAUCACCAUGCACUCCUUGGACGAGCCGCUUGACCUGAAGCUGAGCAUCACCAAGCUCCGAGCGGCAAGAGAGAAGCGGGAGAGGGUGCUGGGUGUGGUCCGGCACCGCACUCUGCACAGGGAGCUGGGCCUGGUGGAUGACAGCCCCACCCCUGGCUCCCCAGGCUCCCCGCCCUCAGGCUUCCUGCUGAACCCCAAGUUUCCUGAGAAGGUGGAUGGACGCUUUUCUGCAGCCCCUCUGGUAGACCUCAGCUUGUCACCACCAUCUGGACUGGACUCCCCCAAUGGCAGCAGCUCGCUUUCCCCUGAGCGCCAGGGCAAUGGGGACCUGCCUCCAGUGCCGACUGCCCCGGACUUCCAGCCGCUGCGAUAUUUGGACAGUGUUCCCAGCUCCUUCCAGUUCUUCCUGCCCUUGGGGUCUGGGGGUGCCCUGCAUCUGCCUGCUUCCUCCUUCCUCACACCCUCUAAGGACAAGUGCCUCUCGCCAGAGCUGCCCCUGCCCAAGCAGCUGGUGUGUCGCUGGGCCAAGUGUAACCAGCUCUUCGAGCUCCUGCAAGACCUGGUGGACCAUGUCAAUGACUAUCAUGUCAAGCCUGAGAAGGACGCAGGGUACUGCUGCCACUGGGAGGGCUGUGCCCGUCACGGCCGUGGCUUCAACGCCAGCAGGUACAAGAUGCUCAUCCACAUCCGCACGCACACCAACGAGAAGCCGCACCGCUGCCCCACCUGCAAUAAGAGCUUUUCUCGCCUGGAGAACCUGAAGAUCCAUAACCGGUCCCACACAGGUGAGAAGCCCUACGUCUGUCCCUAUGAGGGUUGCAACAAGCGCUACUCCAACUCAAGUGACCGCUUCAAGCACACUCGCACCCACUACGUGGACAAACCUUACUACUGCAAGAUGCCUGGCUGCCACAAGCGCUACACAGACCCCAGCUCUCUGCGCAAGCACAUCAAGGCCCAUGGCCACUUCGUGUCUCAUGAGCAGCAGGAGCUCCUGCAGCUGCGCCCACCCCCUAAACCACCACUGCCGACCCCUGACAGCAGCCCCUAUGUCAGUGGGGCCCAGAUCAUCAUCCCCAACCCUGCUGCCCUCUUUGGAGGCCCCAGCCUGCCUGGCCUGCCCCUGCCCCUGGCCCCUGGCCCCCUUGACCUCAGUGCCCUGGCCUGUGGCAAUGGUGGGAGUGGAGGGGGUGGUGGAGGUAUUAGCCCCGGGCUGCCAGGCCCUGUCCUGCCCCUCAAUCUGGCCAAGAACCCACUGCUGCCCUCUCCCUUUGGGGCUGGUGGACUGGGCCUGCCUGUGGUCUCCCUCCUUACCGGCUCCGCUGGCGGCAAGGCAGAGGGGGAGAAAGGGUGUGGGUCAAUGCCCAGUAGGGCCCUGGGCACAGAGGGCUGCAAGACUCCCCUUGAAAGGACGGAGAGCAGCCGCUCCCGGCCAAGCCCUGAUGGACUCCCCCUGCUGCCAGGUACUGUGCUGGACCUGUCCACAGGCGUCAACUCGGCAGCCAGCAGCCCAGAGGCACUAACUCCUGGUUGGGUGGUCAUCCCACCAGGUUCUGUGCUACUCAAGCCAGCUGUAGUGAACUGAGCCUGCUCACCCACCAGCUAUGGCAGCUCAGCCUGCAGCUCUGGGCCCCACCCUGACGAACAGAAACUCUUCUGCGAAAUAGCAAUAAUGUCCUACUGCCCCUGGGCCUGGUGGUCUGUGCUCCCUGGGCAGCUGCAGUCCCAGAUGAGCUGGGCAGCAAGGAUGGUGCUAGAAGGUCAUUGUUGCCUUCCCAGCUCCUGAGUGAGGACCUGGCCCUGACCAUGCUCUUGGGUGCCGAGGCCUUGCUCACCCUCAGCCCUCUGCCCAUCCUCCACCAGACCCUUAGUCCUCCUUGGUUUCCCACCCUGGUGCCUCCAUCCUAGAGCCAACUUGAGCAGGUUUUCUUCCCUCACUUGCCCACCUGUCAGCCAGAGGCCAACAGGGACUGCUGCCCAUGUCCCAACACUGGGAGCAGGCAAGGUAGCAUCUGCCCUCCUGCUGGUGCCAGGCUGCCUCCCCCCUUCACUGAUGAGCUGUGAGGAGCCCCCUGGGGUCAGAACACCUGUUAGGCUCACCUAGUCCGUAUGGGGAUUUCCUAGACCCCUUUCCCUCUGACCUAUCCUCUGGAGGGAGAGAAGAUAAGAUGCAGACCCUGGCUAAGCCACAGGAAGAAGCCAUGCUGUCCCUGCCCACCCCUAUGACAAGGUGCCUCCCUGCUCACUAGAGAAGGGAGGCCUGCUUGGUCAGCUGCUCUCAUCCCUCACCCAGCCUAAAUCAGACUGCAUUGCCAAAGGGCCAGCUGACCACUCACCUGCCCCUGCACCCUAGAUGUUCUCAUUCAGGCAUCCUGAGAGUAUGGGAAACAUGGAGCCAGGGAGGGAAGGUACCAGAUUGACAGCCUGGUGCCAGGACUCAAUCCAGGCUUCUGGUCCAGCAACCAGGGCUCAGGAAACAAGUGGGGCCAGGCCAAGCUCCAUCUUGGUCACCACAGCUGGGCCUGGCCUAGGUAGUACUGUCUUGGAGGCCUGCAGUACACUGGUCCUAACCAAGAGGCAAGAAGUAGCUUCCGGUCUAGGGGCAUCAAGACAGCAUGCCAGGGGGGAAAUGGAGAGGGCUUUCUGGCCAUUGACUGAAGGCCUGGAUGUGUGGGAAAAUGGUCAGCCAAGGAUGGUCAUGGGAAUGCCCAGUCCCUCCAGCCUGGGAAGAGCUGGCUGGAGGAAGGAGCCUGGACUUGGGAUGUCGUUUCCUCUUUUUCUCAGUUGAACCCCAUCCUAAGAGGUAUCUCUUAUACUCCCACCCCAGUAAGCUCCCCAGGGUCUAGCUGUUCUGCAGGGGCCAGAAUAAGUCAAGGAUACAGGACACUGGCCCCACUGCCUGAACCCCAGAAGCUAGGCUACCCAGUAUGUUCCACUCAACCCUGGGCAUCUUGCUGUUCCCUCCCCUGCCAGCAGCUGGGAGCUCUGGCUUCCAGACCAGCCCUGUCACUAGGCUUCAAAGUGGCUAACCUCCUCCAAUUCCCCAUCCAUAGAACAAAAGAGCUACCAGAUGGCAGUGGGGUCCUCCAUAGCCCUGUGGUUCCUCUGAGCAGUUCUGCUGAUCCUACUCUUUCCCAGACUGCCCUUCUGUUCCAGAGGGGUCACCCUGACCUGGCCUGCCCUGCUGCUGGGCUUAGAACCCAAGCCCUGACAGGGCCCGGCCAUGCUGGCUCUGCCCCUUGAAGGGGCUGUAAGCAAGGUGGAAAGGAGCUGGUCUCCUUUCUUUGGGCCCCACCCAGGACCCAAGCAACCCCCUCACCCCUGUUAGGGCCCCAGGCCUUAAGUCCCUAGCUUGUGGGGAGGGGUAUGGGUUUGACUCAAGCCCAGGAGCAGAGGAACAGGGCACUGGAAGGUGACAUUAGCUCAGCAUGUGAUUCGGUGAUAGACCAGGCUUAGAAGGGCCGGUAUACUUUUUGUUGUUGUUGGUUUAUUGUUGCACAUUCCAGGAUAUCAGUAUUUUAACAGGUUCUAAGUGCCUUUCUAUUGUAGCUUAUGUUUUUCCUCCUCUUGGCUCCAUUGCUGUUAGCAUAGAGUUUAAAAAAGAGAUAAGCUAAUGACUAUAACAAUAUAUUCCUCCAUGUGAGAGGAAGUUUAUAAAGAAACAAUAAAAGUGAGUUGCAAAGAU